UCCCACGGUCCCGCGGCCCUGCGCCGCCCACACGCGGGUCCAGCCCGAGCCUGCCGGCGCGAGUGAGAGGGCCGCCCGCGGCGGGCAGCGCAGGACCGAGGCCGCGGGUCCGGCCUGCAGGCGCAGCUCGAGCGCUUUCCGCGGGGUUUGGCUCCUGUCGCUUCCCGUCUCUCCGAACCUGGCAUCGCGGCCGGCGGAGCCCUCGGAGCCGGGCUGCGGGUGGGCGCGCGAAGGCGCGGAGCAGGCGGCUCCAGGACGGGGACGCAGAUGAAAAGAAGUGAAGAAUUGGUAACUAAAAAUUAUAAUCAAGAAGACAUAAGUAUUCUUCGUUGUUGGAAAUGUAGAAAAUGUGUAGCAAGUUCUGAUUGUUUCAUGAAAUAUCUUGAGAGUCAAGUGGUUAAGGAUAGACAUGAUUCAGCUGAUGAUCAAAAUAUUUGUCAUGUGUGGCACAUGAAUAUAGAAGUCCUUCCAGAAUGGAUAAACUGCCUAAUACAAAAGGCCCAGUGGACAGUUGGAAAACUGAAUUGCCCUUUCUGCGGGGCCCGUUUAGGGGGCUUUAAUUUUGUCAGCACUCCAAAAUGUUCCUGUGGCCAGCUUGCAGCUGUACAUCUCUCCAAGAGCCGGACCGAUUAUCAGCCAACACGAGCAGGCCAACUAAUGAGACCAUCACUGAAAUACUUGUCACAUCCUAGAGUUCAGUCAGGUUGUGACAAGGAAACUCUGCUGACAGGUGGCGCCUCCAAAAACAGAAAUCACAGCCUUUUAAACAUGGCUCAAAAUAAUAAUGGCCCUGGAAGAUUAACAGAAGCACUCUGCCUGGAGGUACGGUCAAUGUGUUUUGAGAUGAAAAAUGAAAAACUGCUCUUCAAAGGAUCAGAUCCAAAAUACCAGCUUUUUGUUCCCCAGCUUGUGACUGGAAGAUGCACUACAAGAGCUUUUCAUAGAAAAUCACAUAGUUUGGAUCUGAACAUCACUGAGAAACUGUCUUUAUUACCCACUUUUUAUGAAAUACAUAGUAAGACUACUGCCUAUCCCAGGCUAAAUGAAACACAGCCUAUUGACCUUUCGGGCUUGCCUUUAGAAGCUAGUAAAAAUAGCUGUUCCUUUCAGACUUCAUCCAGUUUUGAUCCUAAUAUGCUGCUGCAAAGAUUUUCAGUGGCUCCCCAUGAGACCCAGACACAAAGAGGAGGAGAAUUUCAGUGUGGUCUAGAAGCUUCUGCAUUGUACUCUGAUCAUGCUAGUUCUAGCAACCUGACUUUCCUGAUGGACCUGCCCUCAGCUGACAGGAGCAUGCUAGAGGCCUCGGACCAGGAAGAACACCUCUCUCAUCUGGACUUCGUAGGCUCGGGGAGUUUUUCAUUGGGUGCCAUUAAUCAGAGGCUCAAUAAGAGAGAAAGGAGCAAGUUCAAGAAUCUGAGAAGGAAACAACGAAGGCAUGAAAGAUGGCUGCAAAAGCAGACUUUGAAUAAUGAGAUGAGUACAGAUGAUGCCAACGAAUGUAUAGAAGAAAAGGAAAGCUACAUCUGUGCAGUGUGUCUGGACGUUUAUUUCAACCCAUACAUGUGUUACCCUUGCCACCACAUCUUUUGUGAGCCCUGCUUACGGACUCUUGCCAAAGACAAUCCUGCAAGCACUCCCUGCCCACUGUGUCGGACAAUUAUUUCCAGAGUCUUUUUCCAGACAGAACUGAACAAUGCUACAAAAACAUUCUUUACUAAAGAAUAUUUGAAAAUAAAACAAAGCUUUCAGAAAUCCAGCUGUGCAAAAUGGCCCCUACCAAGCUGCAGGAAAGCAUUGCAUCUUUUUGGAGGCUUCCAUAGACAUGCAGCUCCAGUUACAAGAAGGCAGUUCCCACAUGGCGCACAUAGGAUGGAUUAUCUGCACUUUGAGGAUGAUAGCCGUGGAUGGUGGUUCGACAUGGAUAUGGUGAUCAUCUAUAUUUAUUCAGUGAACUGGGUCAUUGGAUUCAUCGUUUUCUGCUUUCUUUGCUAUUUUUUCUUUCCAUUCUAGGAAUGUUCAUACCUUACUACAGUUGAACAAUCACAAAUGAUGUAGAUAACAAUUAGUCAAACAAUUUUAAAUGUGCUUUGAAGUUUUUAUAAUGUUGCAUUAUUUAAAUUGGUGUUUUUGGAAAGUCUGAGAAUAAUGGAUUUAUUAAUGUUUUUAGUGUAAUAAAUUAACUUUAUUCAAGAGCUAAUCUAUCUAGCACUUAACAGCAAUACCUUAAUUUCAUAGUUCUUCCUUUAGGAUUUAUGGGCUCUAAUUAUACAAUGUCACUUUUAUACUUAUUUUAAUUGUAAAGACUGAGGUUUUCCCUCAACUUAAAUAUAGUAAAAAUACAAAAAGAAAUGAUAAUCUGGGUAGAUAGUAUCUUUAUUGAUAAAAUGUUUAGUCAGUCACUACUUAUUCUCAGGCAAAUUAUGUGCAUUAAAGAUAGUUCUAGAAACUCAUCUAACAGGGUAUAUAUAGUUAGGUAUCUCUACUUACGUCCCAUUCUAUUACCAAGAAGCUGACUGUCCUUUUUUUACUGACCUAAUAAUAGCUUUAGUGCAACAUUUUUAAUUAUUACAAGAACAGAAUGGUAAAUACAAAAGAAGGAAAAAAAGCUGAGACUAAUCCCCACCAAUGGACGCUUAAAUAGUAACAGUUUUCAAACUGCAGGAUUACUCAUCUGAAAAAUAAAAAAUCUACUGACUGACUUUCAGUAGUCUAAAAGAACAUUGCAUGUCCAAAAUGUAAUUAAUGUAGUGAUUCAUUUAACUAGCAGGUUGUCAGAUAUAUUGUAAAUGUGCAAUAAAGAGUGGCUUUUAAAUUUUUUCAUUGUUAUUAAGUGGUUUAAUGUCUGGAAUAAAGAAUUGUUGUAAAUAGGCUUGUGAAUUUAUAGAAAGAAAACAUGACAUUUAUUUUUAUUUAUGAUUAUACUAAUCCUUGGAAUUAGUUUUUCCCUUAUUAAAAAAAAAAAAGAUCAGAAUUAUCCCAGUACGAGAAGGAAUUGGGGCAGGUAUCCCAGUUUUAAAAGUAAGAAAAUUAAGCACAGAGAAGUAAGUAAGUUUAUUUAUUUCAGUAACAUAGGACAAAAGUUUUCAUUAUGGACUACUAGCCCCAAUAUUCCUAUGCCAUGGUGUCAUGUAUCUGAUAAUGCAAUAAGCAUAGUUUUACAUAAGGUAGGUGAACCUCUCAUGGCACUAAAAUUAGCACCAUCCAGACAAAUUGGGAUUGGUCAGGCUUCAACAGUUCAGUCUAUGGAAAGUCCAGAUUUUGCCUAAUUACUACUGACUGUAUUUGAAUAAAAGCGUUUAACUGAUGAUGUGUCGUGUUCGAAGAAAUAUGGAAGAAUGGUACAGGUUUUUAUUCUAAAUACUGUUUUUAUUGUUGUAUUUAAAAUUAUAUCUUGGAAAAGAAACAGUAGCAUACAUUAGACAAAUCUAGAAAGCAGAAACCCAAAUGCAAUUUAGAAUCAGAUCAAUUUUUGCUCAUAUGUCAUAAUAAAAUAUAUAAAUAAAUUAUGCUUGCAGUCUCUUGACAUACAACUAAUAUCUUGAUGGAACAAUGUCGUCAACUAAGCUCAGUAUUACCUUGCAGAAAUAAAAAUGGAUAUUUAUAGUCACUAAUUUAUUGCUCAAAAUAAAGAUAAUAUGAUGUAAGGGAAAAUACCACUUUCCUAAAGUAUAUAUCAGGACUGAAAAAUUAACAAAACACAUACGGUGGGCAGUAUUUUAAAGAACUUUAAAAUAAAUUGCAACCAUAUCCCAGGAAAUUCCUGGCUUAUAAACUGUAGCAAAUAUGCCUUCCUUGAUUCCUAAAUUACUUAAAAAGUUGAUUUCUGGGAACCGGCCCAGUGUUAUAACAGUUAAGUGCUCACGUUCUGC
This is a messenger RNA of Equus quagga, 3869 nucleotides long. RefSeq names its product ring finger protein 180 (gene RNF180). Gene Ontology annotation, cellular component: endoplasmic reticulum membrane. Gene Ontology annotation, biological process: norepinephrine metabolic process; positive regulation of proteasomal ubiquitin-dependent protein catabolic process; protein polyubiquitination. Lineage: Eukaryota; Metazoa; Chordata; Mammalia; Perissodactyla; Equidae. The record is from RefSeq and is a predicted model, not a curated record. The transcript has 7 exons. The coding region runs from base 268 to 2010 and encodes 580 amino acids. Gene Ontology annotation, molecular function: metal ion binding; ubiquitin conjugating enzyme binding; ubiquitin protein ligase activity.